CAGAUACUGCAGCCUCCGCCUCCAUUCCGGGCGUCCACCAUUUGUCGCUUCUGUGCCGUCCAUCGCCACCACCAGCCACCAUCCCCUCUUGGCCUCCUCCUCCUCCCGUUCGCAGCCUACCAGCAGCGGCCAGCGCCUCCGAGAUGGACCUCCGCCUCUGCCUCCGUCUCCACUCGCGCCUCCCUCCUGCCACGCCGCCGCCUUUCCCGGCGCUCGCGGUCCUCCAAGCGUCCCGCCGCCUUCGGACUGGCGGGAGCUGCGGGGUCCCUCUUCGGCGGCACACGAGGCAUUUUUCGAAUCCGGCAAUCCGUGCUGCCAAAGCUGAAGGCGCGAAGGGUUUGGCUGUUAAGGAGAGGAGCGUCUCGGUGAUCCUCUUAUCUGGAGGACAGGGAAAAAGAAUGGGGGCAAGUAUGCCGAAGCAGUAUCUACCACUACUGGGACUACCAAUUGCACUGCACAGUUUCAAGACAUUUUGUCAACUAAAGGAAGUUAAAGAAGUUGUGGUGGUGUGUGAUCCAGACUACACUGAUGUAUUUGAAGGUUCUAUUGAGAACUUGCAAAUACCUCUUAAAUUUGCACGCCCGGGAAAAGAGAGACAGGACUCUGUUUUUAACGGACUUCAGGAAAUUGAUGGAGAUUCAGAACUUGUUUGUGUCCAUGAUUCUGCAAGGCCCUUAGUUUCUUCUGAAGAUGUCAAAAAGGUCUUAGAAGAUGCUGCAGUGCAUGGGGCAGCUGUCCUUGGUGUGCCUGUGAAAGCUACUAUAAAGGAGGCCAACAGUGAUUCUUUUGUCGUAAAAACUCUUGACCGCAAAACUCUAUGGGAAAUGCAAACUCCACAGGUUAUGAAGCCCAAUUUACUCAAAGAUGGUUUUGAGCUUGUUAAUCGGGAUGACCUUGAAGUCACUGAUGAUGUAUCCAUUGUAGAGUACCUGAAGCAUCCAGUCUAUAUCACGGAAGGCUCUUACACAAACAUUAAGGUGACCACUCCUGAUGACAUGCUCCUGGCUGAGCGCCUGAUGAAUGAAAAACAGAGCUGCUAGACAAAAUUAACAAUUUUCCUGAUUUUACAGACAUGUAUGAUUUUGGCAGUACAGCAUUCAUCCGCACUUCCGCAGUUUUGUAAAACAAAAAAAAAUAAUGUAGCUCAUACGCAAAUAGCUUACCUUUAUGUAAACAUUCUUUCUACCAACGAAAAUAGGGUAGGGUUCUAUGCCGAGCUCAUUUUUUUGGCACAACCAA
Molecule: messenger RNA, 1239 nt
Organism: Phragmites australis (common reed)
Lineage: Eukaryota; Viridiplantae; Streptophyta; Magnoliopsida; Poales; Poaceae
Product: 2-C-methyl-D-erythritol 4-phosphate cytidylyltransferase, chloroplastic
Exons: 12
Coding region: 144-1040 (298 amino acids)
Biological process (GO): isoprenoid biosynthetic process
Molecular function (GO): 2-C-methyl-D-erythritol 4-phosphate cytidylyltransferase activity
Source: RefSeq, a predicted model, not a curated record